This is a messenger RNA of Sinocyclocheilus grahami, 2693 nucleotides long. RefSeq names its product cadherin-like and PC-esterase domain-containing protein 1. The record is from RefSeq and is a predicted model, not a curated record. Lineage: Eukaryota; Metazoa; Chordata; Actinopteri; Cypriniformes; Cyprinidae. The transcript is spliced from 16 exons. Bases 699 to 2693 code for a protein of 664 amino acids.
UUUUCUAGCUUUAACUUUAACAGUAGGCUAUCUACUACAGUUACUUCCAUUUAAAUAGCAAUGAAAAGGAGCAGCACACAUGGGUCUGGAAGCGCGUUUUGUAAAAGUUGAAGGUUGUUAAAAAACACAACGCGUAUGCGCGCGAGAGACCGAAUGAAAACAUUGAGACGCGACGCGACGCAACGGCCGUAGCUGUCAGUCACUCGCUCGUCUAGAUUGACCGGACUGUAAAUGACCGCUAAACACGUCCUGUGUGAAAAGGCCUUUAAGUUUAAUAUGUUUGAGAAGCCUCGCCGAACCCACAACAUUCGCAGCGGUUUGGUAAAGGGAGACAAGAAGAAGGCGUAUCAUUACUCUCAGUCAUGAGGUUCCUCUGCUCGGGAGUGUUUUUAAUCAACCGUGGGGCUCAGCAGCUUUGAGAAGAAGAAAGAAGCCUUCAGAGAAACUUUUCACUCCGUUUUGAUACCCGGACCGUCGAAACGAGUCUUCACAACCCGCUCUGACGCACGUCGAAUGAGCUUUUCCACGAUCAUGUCAUGAAGCGUUUCUCAGAUACGCGCGCUUUAACGCAGCGCGUCGGAUUCCUGAACUGCGCGUUUGAGCGCCGUGAUCCGGAGGGAUGAUGUGGGGACCAAACGCACAUUCCCAGUAGCCUAUGUGUCUUGACUCUAGCCAGGAACGUUUGUGCAGAAGUGGGAAUGCUUUUCCGUGGGAUCUGGACGCUCCGCCGGAGGUGCUGCACAGGUCCCCUUCUGCUGCUGGGGAUAGCGGUCGGGCUGUUUUACCACACUGUGACUGUGGACCGGGACAGAACUGAGCUCAAGUCCAGUCAGCGGGACCAAAGGAACAAAUCUGCGGUGUUUGAUUAUAAACUACUCCUCAAGAACCCAGAGAGACUCACAUCUCUACUAGAAGCAUCACAGACAGAUCGUUUUGUUCAUCAUUCUAAGCACAGAUGUGCUGGAAAAGCCAUUAUUCUGACAGGACAACGUGCUCCGACGGACACUGAGGUCCAGUUGUACCAGAGAGUCCUACAGCAGCAGGGAUAUCGAGUGGAUCAGGCCCGUUAUGCAGAGACCAGCGUCUCACUCAGACAGGGCAGAAGAGAUGGAAGAGACUGGUCUGUCUUAAUAUGCCUAAAGGGCUCUGAAAAUAGUUGCCUGCGAAAAAUCAACUUAGCCCAUCCACAGCACCGCCAAAGGGUUAACAUAAUACCAGCCUUUGCAGGAGUGUUUCUGGACUUGGGCGGAGUCUGCCGGUUUCUGACGGACAGCCAGUUGUCAGGAGUGACAUUACCAAUACGCCCUUCCGCCUGCUCUUUUUCCCCAUCUCCACAAGAGGGAACCCCAAAUGCUGCUGAAGAUGAAUGGAGGUGGCCAAUCACACUCAGCUAUUCGGACAUUCAGAGCAUGAAUGCCACCAUAAACGUAUACGUCUUGGUUACUUCGGCAACACCGCUGACCGCUUUUGUCCACCGCACAGCCUUGGUCAAACCCCACUUGGAUAAAACUAGUUAUGCCGCCGAGUUGCAGGUAUUCUUUAGAGAAAGACUGGGUCCUGUUCUCUCUCAUAAGGCCAUUGAACACAUGAAUCACGUCAUCAGUGACAUCCUGAAAGCUGCUUUAUUAACCACAAAGGACAGCAGCUCAUUGUCCAGGUGCCAGCUGUGUUUUCAGUUAAUGACCUUCUCAUUGCACUAUAACUCUUCUCUUCAUCCGGUAGUGGUGAAGCUUCAGACUGAUCUACACUUUGAGGGAAUGAAGGACCCUCACUUUGACGGACAGAUAGCCAAAGAGUAUAUGCUGGAGGAUGUGCUGAAACUGCUUUUCCCAGCAUGCAGCAGCGAGGCUGUGGAGCCUAGUUUGCCAUUUAGAACAAAGGAAGAGAACCAAAAGUACGGUGACUGUGAAGGGCCAAACACUCUGUGUCUGCCUCCGGAUGAGAUGCAUUUAUUGCAACAGUUUAAUCAGCACCUCAAGAGACCAGGACCCUUUCAGCUGCUCUACCCUACAUGUCCUCUUCCUGACGAUCCUCAGCAUGAUCUAAUCCAGACAGAGUCCCUCAGCGCACAGGAUUAUGGAUGGAGACCAGCUCUCAUGGCCCUGCUCCAAGAGCUCAGCCUUUACUACACGAGAAAACAUCAGACUGAAAGCUUGGAUGACCCAAAGAGCCCAGAGGCUUCAGACCCGCCGUCAAGAAAAGGGAGGUGUGUUGAUCCCCACCUGAGGCAGUUGUACACAGACCCUCCGAUGGUGCUGAUGCCAGCGUUUAAUGCAUGGGAGAAGGAAUAUCGAGCCGAGGUUCCGUUUGAUGUGAUCACCAUUCGUAUCCGGCCAGAACCAGUCAACCCUCAUUGCCACAUUCACCUGGAUGAACAUCGUGGACCCAGGAUGGCAAACUACCCGGCUGGCCUGGGAAACAGCAGAAUCAACAUUCUGGUGAUGGACGAAUCAGAGGCUGAACCCAUCGUCAUGACGAUAUACACUCUGCACAUAUACCGCGAAAGCAGGCCCAGUCUGCCAAUGUUUGAUGAGUAUGUGAUGUGCAGCUUCAUGCAGGUUAUUUUAAGCGUUGGAGAUUCUUAUAGUCCACAAGAGGAGGUUUCAGUGCCUGUUCAGUACCAGUUAACUGAUAGCGCUGAUCGUAGAAUCACAGUUAUAGUGGAUCACACAGUGUUGACUCAUGUUGUGUGA